Nerophis lumbriciformis (worm pipefish) is the source of this 1194-nucleotide messenger RNA. The record is from RefSeq and is a predicted model, not a curated record. NCBI's taxonomy places the organism in Eukaryota, Metazoa, Chordata, Actinopteri, Syngnathiformes, Syngnathidae.
AUGCAGCGUCUCACGGCCUCCUGCCUCCUCCUGGCCAUGGUGGCGUCCGUCGCCUACUCGGCAGUCAUCCUCGACAACGGGGCGCCCAUUAAGUGGGCCGACUCGGCGGCGCAGCUGACCGACUUGCCCGUGGAGAACGGCAUCCUAAACCCAAACCCGUGGAACUUUGUGCACCGCAUGGGCUUCUACCGGCUGUUGAUCGCCGCCACCGAUCCCUACAUGGGCUCCAUGGGUACCGGUGCUACCGAAAGUCCGCUGUGGGGUCUGCCUCUGCAGUUCGGAUGGAUGCAGACUUCAGGCCGUCUUGCUGACCCAACCGGAGCAACAACUUGCGGGCUGCCGACCGGCGACCUUACGUGUAUCUCUCCCCAGAGCUGGUGGGGCUGUGUGAACCACUUUGUAUCCGUCCUGCCCUUCCUGUCUGCCGCUCAGCAGGGACUCUUCGGACCUGGAGUCCAGCUGCAUGACACGCACGUAGAGCCCUUCCGUCAGCGCGACGUUAUUGAUGUUUGUUUUGUCUUCUUUGAGAAGGAUGUGCUGAUCCUGCAUCUCUCAGUUACUCACAUAUCCAGGCUCUUUUGUAAUCAUGCAGGUCCUGAAGGUAGUGAAGGUUACUGCACCAACUACGCCGACUGCACAACGAGCUACGCCGAUGUGAUGGCUAAGUGGGAUGCUUUCUUCCAGGCCUCAAGGCCUCCACGGAAUCCACCCUGCCUUGACAACGAGAAGAAAGAUGCUAUCCUCGGACUCUACUGGGCAGCCCACAUGGCUUCCCUGCAUGAGGGCCAAAAACUAUCCAUCCAGCAGAGCCAUUAUUCCGGCCCCGAGGUGAACUUCGCCUCCAGCUGGCUCAACUCGGCCGAAUACGUGUCCGCGGCCAAUUUCCAGUCCUCCUUGGACAAGUCCAUCAUGUUCCUCACGCCUCUCCCGGGGCGCGUCCUGAAGGAUGGUGACAGCGCACCCAACAUAGCCGACUUGAGUCAAGAAGAGAACCAUACGCUGUCAGUCUUUUCCUGGAUGAAGAGCAUGGACACAAUUCUGCUGGGGUCCCUAUCGGGCAUGUGGCGUAGCGCCAUGUGCUCGGUGACCACGCGAGAGAAAGGAAGGGAGAUGCUGGAGCAGCUCCUGCUCAAUCCCAGCUACGCCACCAACACUUUCCUGUCCAUCAUCACCGAAAUGACCACUAGCUGCUGA